Molecule: messenger RNA, 1942 nt
Organism: Clupea harengus (Atlantic herring)
Lineage: Eukaryota; Metazoa; Chordata; Actinopteri; Clupeiformes; Clupeidae
Gene: ogg1
Product: 8-oxoguanine DNA glycosylase
Biological process (GO): base-excision repair; base-excision repair, AP site formation; nucleotide-excision repair
Cellular component (GO): nucleus
Molecular function (GO): 8-oxo-7,8-dihydroguanine DNA N-glycosylase activity; damaged DNA binding
Source: RefSeq, a predicted model, not a curated record
UCAAGUGAAAUGUAAAAGUGAAAUCUUGCAGGUACUUAAGCCAGACAGUAAUGGCUUCUACUCAUAGUAUAAAUUACAGUAUUGAGAGCUGAAAGUCUCUUGUGCAUUUUUGUUGACUGAAGACAGUAUUUUAGUUUAAGAGUUGGUGUAUCUAGAAACUUCACUGACAAAACCUUUAACACUGUCUUUAUGGUUAAGUGUAAAUGUGAGAUAAUGUUAAAAAAAAAAAAAAAAACAUUUACUUUGGUAAAUAUUAUAAGAUUGGUAUGUGUGACCUUACAGUAGUUUACGUAGCAUCUUCUACCCCAGUCCAAGCAAAUGGUUGGUUUUUCUAGGUUUCUCUUUUUACAUGCCUGCCCAAUAGGUGACGCUAGUGCGCGUAACUCUCGUGAAAUGAGGAAGUUGAAGAGGGAAUAUUCUAACAACUAUCAGGUCGGUGACAUUCUCAUUUGAGUAGGGGUACCAAAAGGUUUUGAGAUGACCGGUGCAUUUUAUCAGCUCGUUAUUCCUGUUAAAUCAAAUAUGAGAUGUUUGACAGUCUUUGUGACUAAGCACUACCGUUAACGCCAGUCGAUAAACUAUCAGGAGAUGGCGUCCUGCUCUCUCUGGCUUGAGGGACAGCAAGGCACGCUGCUCCACCAUGCUCCAGCACGCUCUCCUGUCUGUCGGCUCCAAAGCCUGGCGUGCGCUCUCUUGCCCUAAAUCAGAGCUUCGGUUGGACCUUACUCUUGGAUGUGGACAAACCUUUCGUUGGCGUGAGACAGGGGAUGGCCACUGGACAGGAGUGAUGAGGGGCAGGGUAUGGACCCUUACCCAGACGGAGGACACCCUCUGGUACUAUGUAUACACAAACCAAGACAACCAUGGCAGCGCAGGCAGUGUGUGGAACAUGGGUUUGGGACCAGAGCCUGUAGAACCAGACAAGAGUCUGAAGGGUGUUGGCCAUGUGAAGCAGGAGCCAGAGGAGGAUGGACUUAAACUGACAUCAGCGCACAAUUCCGUAGAAGAGGAGCUCCUGACAGAUUACUUUCAGCUCAACGUUCAGUUGGGGAAUCUGUACAAAGACUGGGGUCACCGUGAUGACCAUUUCAGACAAAUAGCCAGCAUUUUCACAGGAGUGCGUAUGCUGAAACAGGACCCUGUGGAGUGUCUGUUCUCGUUCAUUUGCAGCUCCAACAACCACAUCUCGCGCAUCCAGGGCAUGGUGGAGCGUCUCUGUUUCACACUUGGACCUCGCCUUGUCACAAUUCAGGACACACACUAUCACGAUUUCCCCACCUUACAAGCCCUGGCAGAUAGUGGUGUUGAGGCUUGUUUGCGUGAGCUGAGUUUUGGCUACCGUGCCCGUUUCCUGCAGCAGAGUGCUCGGCUCAUCUUGGACACCCACAGUCCCGACUGGCUACAGCAGCUCCGCAGCGCCCCCUAUGAAGAGGCACGGGAUGCGCUGCGUACUCUACCCGGCGUCGGUCUCAAGGUGGCCGACUGUGUGUGUUUGAUGUGUCUGGAUAAGCUAGGAGCCGUUCCUGUGGAUACACAUGUGUGGCAAAUUGCCAAGCGAGACUAUGGCUGCAGCUCUGGCAAUGGCCAGAAAACCCUCACAGACAAAGUGCACCGUGAGAUUGGAGAUUUCUUCAGACAGCUCUGGGGUCCUUACGCAGGAUGGGCCCACUCUGUCCUGUUCUGUGCUGACCUGAAGAAGUUCCAGAACCUGAAGGAGCAGGUGGAUGUGAAGAAAGAGUGGAUCAAGUCAGAGGGAGAUCAGGAGGGGAAGAGUAGCUCUAAGAAAAAGAAAAACAUCACGAAGGUGGAAAGUGCAAAGAAGAUGAAGUUGGAGAAACCACGCGGCAGGAACAGGACCGUCAAGGAAGAGGGAGAGUAACUGAAUCGGAGAACCAAAACAAGACAUUUCCGUCUGGUAAUGCCAUUUGUACCUGCACUCAAG